Molecule: messenger RNA, 817 nt
Organism: Trichechus manatus latirostris (Florida manatee)
Lineage: Eukaryota; Metazoa; Chordata; Mammalia; Sirenia; Trichechidae
Gene: CEP15
Product: centrosomal protein 15
Exons: 4
Coding region: 412-786 (124 amino acids)
Source: RefSeq, a predicted model, not a curated record
AGGGGUGGUUUUCCUGUGCUGAAUUUUUCGAGUGGAUUUUUUUUCUUUCUGUUGAUUCAAUAAAGUGUUUACUAGUCUCAGUACCAGCUGCUUGUUUGUUCUGAAUUCUGAUUAAGGUUAGAGUGUGGAUAAAGGAGGGGAAAACAUGAAGAAUGUUGAAUUUACCUAAUUCAUAGUGUUCUGGAAUGCAUCUGGUAUACAUAAAGCUAUGUAUCAUGAAUAAAAAUGUUUUUAAAUGCAUUCUUUCAUUUUACACAUCAUUACAUCUUAAGUUUUAUUUUCUCUUCUGAGGGAACCAAUGGGUUGAGGUACUAAAACUAUCAGAUGUUGCAAAGCUGAGGACACAUGGUAGAAGUAACUUUAAAUGUUUUUAUAUUUAGCAGAAAGCUUAUAACUCUGCUUUGAUUAAAGAUGACCUCCUUGUUUGCUCAAGAAGUUCGCCUUUCUAAAAGACAUGAAGAAGUAGUAUCACAAAGAUUAAUGUUACUUCAACAAAUGGAGAAUAAAUUUGGAGAUCAAAACACAGACAAGGCAUCUCAGAUUCAAGCGGCUAAGGCUGCUUAUAAAAGGAACCUUAGUCUUUUAAACGAUAUAGAAGCAGCAGCAAAGUCUCUGCAGACCAGGAUUCACCCACUUCCACGGCCUGAGGUGGUUUCUCUUGAGGCUCGUUACUGGGCAUCAGUAGAAGAAUAUAUUCCCAAAUGGGAACAGUUUCUUUUGGGAAGAGCACCAUAUCCUAUUGGUGUUGAAAAUCAAAAUGAAGCAGAAAAAGAAGUACAGCAAUAACAUCUUCACAUGCUAGUUCAAAAACCCUGUU